AUGCAAUGGGGUGUAGCUGCGGAGACUGCACCGAAGAUGUCUAGCAAAGUUUCAUUCCUAUUGAAUUGGCAGCCUGCGCCAUACCACAUUGCGAUUUUUCUAGCCCAGUCCAAGGGCUACUUUCAGCAGGAGGGUGUGGACAUUGCGCUGCUCGAGCCCACGAACCCGUCCGACGUGACGGAGUUGAUCGGUGCGGGCAAGGUUGACAUGGGCCUAAAGGCGAUGAUCCAUACGCUGGCCGCUAAGGCACGUGGUUUCCCGGUCACUUCUGUUGCAUCGCUGCUGGAUGAGCCGUUCACCGGGGUUCUGUACCUGCGUGGCAACGGAGUCACAGAUACUUUCAGCUCUCUCAAGGGGAAGCGUGUCGGAUAUGUCGGUGAGUUCGGUAAGAUCCAACUAGAUGAGCUGACCAAGUACCAUGGUAUGUCCCCCGAAGACUAUAAAGCAGUCCGGUGUGGUAUGAAUGUCGCCAAGCAUAUCAUCCAGGGUAAAAUUGACGCUGGGAUUGGUAUUGAGUGCAUGCAGCAGGUGGAGCUAGAGGAGUAUUGCAGAACCUCUGGUCGGUCUGUAGAGGACGCGCGGAUGAUGCGCAUUGACCAACUGGCAUGUUUGGGCUGUUGCUGCUUCUGCACUAUUCUAUACAUAUGCAAUGAUGAAUUUUUGGCGGCUAAUCCUGACAAGGUCCGUUCUUUCCUCCGUGCAGUCAAGAGGUCCACGGAGUUUGUUUUGAACGAACCUGAGCAAGCGUGGAGAGAGUACCUGGUGCUCAAACCACAGUUGAACAACGAGCUUUCCUACAAGCAGUAUCAGCGCUGUUACGCGUAUUUCUCUUCCUGUUUGUACAACGUCCACAGGGACUGGCGCAAGGUGACCGGUUACGGAAAACGACUGGGUGUGCUACCUCCCGGAUAUGUGGCUAAUUAUACAAAUGAUUAUCUUGCUUGGGAAGAGCCCGAAGAAGUUGCGGAUCCACUUGAAGCGCAACGUUUAAUGGCGGUCCAUCAAGAGAACUGUAGGGACAUGGGGGGUUUCAAGAGGUUGGAUCUUGCUAAACUGCAGCGCAGCUGA
Eremothecium gossypii ATCC 10895 is the source of this 1068-nucleotide messenger RNA. Its product is annotated as NMT1/THI5 family protein. Bases 1 to 1068 code for a protein of 355 amino acids. Lineage: Eukaryota; Fungi; Ascomycota; Saccharomycetes; Saccharomycetales; Saccharomycetaceae. The record is from RefSeq and is marked provisional. The transcript has a single exon. Gene Ontology annotation, biological process: thiamine biosynthetic process.